Molecule: messenger RNA, 1390 nt
Organism: Ipomoea triloba (trilobed morning glory)
Lineage: Eukaryota; Viridiplantae; Streptophyta; Magnoliopsida; Solanales; Convolvulaceae
Exons: 6
Coding region: 49-951 (300 amino acids)
Source: RefSeq, a predicted model, not a curated record
UUUCUUUUCUGAAGCAAGGCAUAUAUCACAUAAACUCACCAAAACCUUAUGAAUUAUGCUUCCUUCCAUCAAUCCAAUCCCUUAAAUGGACAUGUUUGCAGGAAGGCUAUUACUGUCAUGGCGCUUUCAGGCCAUGCUAUACAGCUAACGUUACGCCCCAAAGCUCGGGGAAGCCAUUGCCCUCCGCUAUCCCCACCACUGAAACCAUGCCGGGCCGAGAUGAAGCUUCCUGCACAAGCAUUCAAGAGACGAGGGAUGAUCAAGAACGUACCUUUGCGCCCCCCGGUAGUAACAUCAGCCAUUAGCAAUUCUGGCACUGGAAAUGUCGGUCCGGAUUCUUCAUUGCAGACAAUCAGGGCUUUCUACUCCAGCAUCAACACAAAGGACUUGAAGAGCCUCAAAGCACUCUUGUCUGAAGAUUGUUUCUUUGAUGACUUCUCCUUCCCCGCGCCAUUCCAAGGGAAAAAGGAAUCUUUACGUUUUCUCGAGCAGUUAACCACAUGUAUGGGUCACAACAUGGAAUUCAGUAUAGAUCAUAUUUGUGAAGGGGUGGACCAAACAGCUGUUGUAAACUGGCAUUUAGAAUGGAAGAAGAAGCAGGUUCCUUUCACUAGAGGUUGCAGCUACUAUGAAUUAUCAAGAGAAGGAGAACGGCUCGUCAUUAAGAAAGCUCAAGUUAUCAUCGAAUCACCAGUGAAACCAGGAGGCUUAGCUCUGACUAUGUUCAAGGCCAUAACUUCGCUUUUUGAUGCAUUCCCGGAGGCUACUGAGAAAUUCCUAAGGAGCCCUUAUGUUAUGUUUCAGCUGUUACUAAAUAUAUACAAGACGGUUUUAGGGCCUAUGCUAAGCCCGGUUGUCUCGUGGUACAUCAAACUCAUGAAACUUACUGCUACCUUUCUGAACCUCGCAUUCAAGGUAGUGCAAUUCAUUGUAAAGAUUUUCAGCAAGUAAAAGACGACACAGACAGAGCUGCAAUAUCUUAUUUAUUUAUCAUAUCUCACAUCAAAAUACAAACCUUUUGAGGCUUCCAACUCGACUUUAAGAUAGCAUUCCAUACCUAACAACAUAUAAGGACACAACAACUAUUUAGUACACUUGUUUAGUCAUCGUUGCCAUCCCGUUUGGACCAUGAUUGCAACAACGAAAGAGCAACCAGAGGUCCAAUGAAAGGCGGAAGUGGUGGCGGUCUGCUGAAAGCAACAACAGGGUCAUGAUUUUCCUUCUCAAUCUGUCCUUCCCUGGCAUCAUCGUUUACUUGUCUUCUAGGCGUCAUAGUUCCAACUGUACCAAAUCACAUUACUUUCAAAUCAAUUCUUGAAUGUAUUUGAAGUAAAUAAUUAACAAGGCUUGAUAGAAACAAGUGGUAAAGUUAUGCACUUAUUAUACCCCA